Molecule: messenger RNA, 883 nt
Organism: Rhinolophus ferrumequinum (greater horseshoe bat)
Lineage: Eukaryota; Metazoa; Chordata; Mammalia; Chiroptera; Rhinolophidae
Product: chymotrypsinogen B
Exons: 7
Coding region: 27-818 (263 amino acids)
Biological process (GO): proteolysis
Molecular function (GO): serine-type endopeptidase activity
Source: RefSeq, a predicted model, not a curated record
UCCCACACUGCCCUGACUGCAGCAACAUGGCCUUCCUCUGGCUCCUUUCCUGCUUCGCCCUCGUGGGAGCUGCCUUCGGCUGCGGGGUCCCCGCCAUCCACCCCGUGCUUAGUGGCCUGUCCAGGAUCGUCAACGGGGAAGAUGCUAUCCCUGGCUCCUGGCCCUGGCAGGUGUCCCUGCAGGACAAAACCGGCUUCCACUUCUGCGGGGGCUCCCUCAUCAGCGAGGACUGGGUGGUGACCGCUGCCCACUGCGGAGUCAAGACCUCCCACGUGGUUGUGGCCGGGGAGUUUGACCAGGGCUCCGAUGAGGAAAACAUCCAGGUUCUGGAGAUUGCCCAGGUUUUCAAGAACCCCAAGUUCAACAUGCUCACCGUCCGCAACGACAUUACCCUGCUGAAGCUGGCCACGCCCGCCCGCUUCUCCCAGACCGUGUCCGCAGUGUGCCUGCCUGAGGCUAACGAUGACUUCCCCGCCGGGAGCCUGUGCGCCACCACCGGCUGGGGCAAGACCAAAUUCAAUGCCAACAAGACCCCUGACAAGCUGCAGCAGGCGGCCCUACCCCUCCUGUCCAACGAUGAAUGCAAGAAGUUCUGGGGCAACAAGAUCACCGACGUGAUGGUCUGCGCCGGAGCCAGUGGUGUCUCCUCCUGCAUGGGCGAUUCUGGCGGCCCCCUGGUCUGUCAGAAGGAUGGAGCCUGGACUCUGGUGGGCAUCGUGUCCUGGGGCAGUGGCUUUUGCUCCACCUCCACGCCUGCCGUGUACGCCCGCGUGACGGAGCUCAUGCCCUGGGUUCAGGAGAUUCUGGCCGCCAACUGAACCUGCAGCCCCUACCAUCCUUACCCUGAGUGUCCCUAAUAAAAGCAUCUGUACAGAAACACUGA